Messenger RNA from Meriones unguiculatus (Mongolian gerbil), 2496 nucleotides. Its product is annotated as sodium-dependent glucose transporter 1B-like. The record is from RefSeq and is a predicted model, not a curated record. Gene Ontology annotation, biological process: transmembrane transport. NCBI's taxonomy places the organism in Eukaryota, Metazoa, Chordata, Mammalia, Rodentia, Muridae. The transcript is spliced from 4 exons. Bases 352 to 1629 code for a protein of 425 amino acids.
AAACCGGGCGAUUCUGCAAGAUGGAGAGCGAACACUGUCAGCGGCCAGCUGGGGCCAGGGUCGAAGUCCAUCAGACCGAAGCCCUCACUCGGGACGGUCCCCGGAGGCAGGUGGCACCAGGAGGGACCUCGGAGCCUGGAGGAGCCGGAGCUCUCUGCCGCCGCCAAGCUGGAGUUGGACGUGAAGACCGGGGGCGCCGGGCCCGUGGCUGCCGCCCAGCGGCUCCGCGGGGCGGAGACCCGGGAGGAGAGCGAGCCGGCCACGGUGGCCUCCGGGCGGGCUGGCCGCGCCGGGAGCGCGCUGCGCUGGUUCUCCACCGCGGUCCUGUACGCCGCCUUCCUGGGGCUGGGAAUGAGCGUCGCCAUCCUGGGACCGACGUUUCAAGACCUGGCGGCGAACGUGAACAGAAACAUCAGCAGCCUGUCUCUGCUCUUCGUGGGCCGCGCCACUGGGUUCCUGGGUGGCACCGUGGUGGGCGGGGCUCUCUUCGACCGCAUGAACCAGUACUUUCUCCUGGGAGUGUCGAUGUUGGCGACGGCCGCGGUGCUCUAUCUCAUCCCUUUCUGCAAGACGGCCUUCUUAGUGAUCGUCACCAUGUCUGGCUUCGGGGCUUCCGCUGGCGUGGUCGAUACAGGUGCAAAUGUCCUCAUCUUGGCUCUUUGGGGGGACAAAGGAGCCCCCCAUAUGCAGGCCUUGCACUUCAGUUUUGCCUUGGGUGCUGUCCUGGCGCCCCUGCUGGCUAAACUGGCCUGGGGCACAGCAGCAUCUGCUCAGAACCACACCGAGUCCGACUUUGAUCCUCUAAUGCUGAACCGAUCCUCUGAGGCCUCCACAGGCUCACUGUUUGCGGUACCCGAUGACAUGAAUCUCCUGUGGGCGUAUGCUUCCAUCAGCACCUAUAUUUUAGUCGUUUCUGUCUUUCUCUUUGGUCUGUUUUGUAAGAAACACUCAAAGCAAGAGAAAGCCACAGCAUCUGCUCAGGUAGCUCAAAGGGCUAAAUAUCACUGGGCCCUGCUCUGCCUCCUCUUCUUCUUCUUCUUCUUUUACGUGGGAGCUGAGGUGACCUACGGCUCUUAUGUAUUCUCCUUUGCCACCACCCACGUUGGCAUGGAAGAAAGCGAGGCAGCUGGCUUGAACUCCAUCUUCUGGGGCACCUUUGCAGCCUGCAGGGGCCUGGCCAUCUUCUUUGCAACAUUCUUACAGCCUGGAACCAUGAUCGUGCUGAGCAACAUUGGCAGCCUGGCCUCAUCUUUAUUUCUGGUGCUUUUUGACAAGAACCGUCUUUGUCUCUGGAUUGCAACAUCUGUGUAUGGAGCCUCAAUGGCAACCACGUUUCCCAGCGGCAUUUCCUGGGUUGAGCAGUACACCACCUUAACUGGGAAAUCUACAGCAUUCUUUGUCAUUGGUGCUGCCCUAGGAGAUAUGGCCAUUCCUGCAGUGAUCGGGAUUCUCCAGGGACACUACCCAGAUCUGCCUGUAGUCCUGUACACAUGUCUGGGGUCAGCCAUCUUCACUGCUGUUUUGUUUCCUGUGAUGUAUAAAUUAGCCACCUUACCCCUGAAGCGCCAGCGCAAAGGAAGAAAACAGAGUGAGGACCAGAAGGCUUUGUCCACUAGUUCUAGGCUUUGAGGAAGAGACUAUAUGUGAAGAUUUUUUAAAAGGGGGUGGGGGUGGGGAAGGGGAAUGAAACCAGUUUUGGAGUGGUUGAAGUGAGUGGUCCAUGGGGCCAUCUGGAAGGCAGACAUCUGGAGAUUUGUGAUGGAGCCCACAGAAGUGCCUUUUAUUGAGUUCCUCUGCGGUUAAUAAAGGCAAUCCCCGUGACUCACACCUGGACAGAAGGGACACAUGCUGCAGAGAGGGCGAAUUACUUAGGGACUUCACUGGAUAAGGAGUUCAGUCAACUGGGGAGUGAAAAUCUCUCAAUACCCGCCGACAUCUAAGCUUUCCAGGUCUAUUUGUAGAGAAUGCUAGAAAAUUUAGAAAUGUCCCGUGACUCUCAGUCAUCCAUAAACUACCAAGUGCUCUCGUACAGUAAACCCUUGCUAGGAGACUGUUCUGGCAGUUGAAUUAUUAGGUGAUAUUUAUGCCACCUUGAAGGUGGUGGAGGCCAGGAAGCUGUGGGCAUUCUGGCAUAUCAGAUGGGCUUUCUCGGCAGUGACCACCUGCCCCCUUUCUACCACGUGUUCAGGGAGCAGUGUUGUGAAAUCAUUCUUGUAAGGAUCAGGUGUUGCUGUAGGGCCGAGUCACAGCAUGCCAGCGACAGUGACUGAUUUCAGCUUUUUAUUGCUGUGAAGGAAACCCAGCAAGGUUUAAGGCAUGUGACUCUGCCUAUCAGGUUUUCCCCCGGGGCUCUCAACAUAGGCCCCUGGGUCAUCUCCAGUCCCCAAACUGAAAAUCGAUGCAUCAUGAUGUUUUCACAAGAUGUCUCCCAGAAAUCAAGAUAGCCCACUUUUCAUUGCAAAUAUUAAAUAAAUAUGUGCCAUUUAAUGUGCUUAA